This is a messenger RNA of Hermetia illucens (black soldier fly), 1779 nucleotides long. RefSeq names its product fatty acyl-CoA reductase 1-like. Gene Ontology annotation, cellular component: peroxisome. Gene Ontology annotation, biological process: long-chain fatty-acyl-CoA metabolic process. NCBI's taxonomy places the organism in Eukaryota, Metazoa, Arthropoda, Insecta, Diptera, Stratiomyidae. The record is from RefSeq and is a predicted model, not a curated record. Bases 115 to 1728 code for a protein of 537 amino acids. The transcript has 6 exons. Gene Ontology annotation, molecular function: alcohol-forming very long-chain fatty acyl-CoA reductase (NADP+) activity.
CGCAGUAAUUCUCGCGCACUAGGAUUAGACACAAUCACGUAACCGGAGCUGGUAAAUCCCGCGUUUCAUAAAAAAAUUGUAUCUUUUUUGUGUUUUUACUAAACAUUGGAGAAUAUGGCAAAUAGUCUGGACUACACAGUGGAUAUGAUGUACGAAGAGAGUGAACCGGAAUCAACACCCAUAAAGGACUAUUUCAGGGGAAAAACCGUUUUGCUGACUGGGGGGACCGGGUUUCUAGGAUUAUUAUACGUAGAGAAAUUGCUGAGGGUUGGUGUCAGGAGCUUGUAUUUGGUGAUAAGAAACAAGAAGGGAAAAUCGCCUCAAGAACGUGUUCAGGAGUUGUAUUCUGGACGGUUAUUCAACAGAGUCGCAAAGCUUGACGCAAACUAUCUUCAGCGAAUCAAAUUAGUUGAGGGCGAUAUGAACCAGGAACAAUUCGGAAUAUCUAAUGAGGAUUUGGUGGAUAUAUACAAAAAUGUUCAAAUGGUUAUUCAUGCCGCUGCCGAUGUUCGUUUCGACCAGGCGUUGCCGAAUUUAAUACUAACCAACGUAAGAGGUACAAAAGAAAUUUUGAAAAUUUCUGAAAAUAUAGAAAAUCUUGAGGUCUUUGCCUACAUAUCAACAGCUUAUAGCCACGCCCCUCGGUGUAACAUUGACGAGAAAUUUUACGAACCAGCCAUUGAUCCUAACGUGAUCAUUCAUAUUGUUGAAAACCAGGGAGAGUCUGAUGAUUUUAUAAUACUUCAAGAUCGAAUCUCUCAUCCUUGGCCCAACAAUUAUGUGUACUCCAAAUCGUUGUCCGAGGAACUGGUGCGUCGAUGGAAGUGGCAUAUACCGGUCUGUGUAAUUCGUCCAACAAUUGUGAUUUCUACCCACGAGGAUCCACUCCCAGGAUGGGGCGGCAACUUAUAUGGACUCAAUGGAGUUAGCAUUUCAGUUGGCUCCGGAGCUAUGCGUCUGCUCCACAUUAAUAAACGUUUGGUGGGGGAUAUUAUUUGUGCAGAUUAUGUGAUUAAUUCCACACUUGUGGCGAUGUGGGCAACAUAUGAAGAUUUUGCUGUUGAUAUGGAAUUGGGAAAACCGGUGGUUCAAAGAGAUCCAGAAGUUUUCCAUGUUUCAAGUUGCCUCGAUAGCCCGGUAACCUGGGAUGAGGUUAGAUACCAUCUAGUUAAGGCUUUUGCAGACUAUCCAUCCAAGCAAAUGAUAUGGAAACACAGUUUGACUAUGACUGCUUGCCCAAUUAUGUUCAGGAUCUACGUCCUCUACUAUCAUGUGAUCCCAGCGUAUAUUUUUGAUAUCUUCUUGCGCUUCACGGACACAAAUUUAAGGAUGGUACCCAUGACCAGAAAAGCCCAUCGAUUCUUAGUUGCAAUUAGUUACUUCAUGCAGAGGGAAUGGAAAUUCACCAACCAUAAUAUGCGUCGGGUGCUUACAAGAAUGACCAAAUCGGAUCAGGAUUACUUUCCAAGCGAUAUCCGGCGGUGGAAAUGGAGUGAUUUCGUUUAUGAUUAUAUGCAUGGCCUCAAGUAUACUGUAUUGUCGGAAACUCCAAACAGUGCUGCAGAAGGUCGGAAGAAAUAUAGGAAGUUACUCGCACUGCACGUUAUAGUCUUAAUUUUCUUCUAUGGAAUUCACGCUUAUCUUUUAUAUACAAUCCUGAAAUUCUAUGGAUUCUUCAACUACGUCGAGAACCAAGCGAUACAUAUACUUGACUUUAUGACAAAUUAAUUCAAUAAGUUCAUUUGCAAAUGAGAAAAAUAAAAAUUGCGUUGAUGUAAA